AUGAAUCGACAGCCCACAGCAUCGGGAAGUUUCUACUACGCGCCUCAGCCCUCACCGAAUCCAGCCGCAGAUGGGAGGCUCGCAAGUCAAAAUCGGGUUCAACAGACACCAUCACACUCAUUAGCUGGCCCAGGCAGAAUGGAAGCCCAACCAGCCCAGGGCCCUGUCUACCAAGACCCAGAAUAUCAAUCAAUGAACCCUCGCUAUGGCAAAAACAACGAACAGCCAGUAUGGGGCUUGGCAAAGCCUCUUCCACGAGUUGUGAGGCCGGGGAUGCGUCGGGACGGAGACACCCAGCAAAAGGCAUACGACACACAACCUCGUGGUGAAGCAGAACCGGCACCGGAACUUGGCACAACACCAGGCCUUGCGAGAUCCCGAUCAAACGCUACCAGUCAUACCACUCAUACAAACACGCCCCUGCCGCAACAUCCUCCCACAUAUGCCUCUGCAGCCCAGCAGGACCUGCCACAAGAAAAUACCGUGUACGGGACUCAGCCAGAUGGGCUUCUACGCCCGAUGGAAAGUGAAGUGGGUGGUGGCAAUGGUCCCAUCUACGAGGAUCAGAUGGGGCGGCCGGAGGAAGAAGAGUUCUUGAACAAUUGGGUCAGGAUUCGGAAUUAUUUGAAAGAACCAUUCGCCGAAUGGCUAGCAACUACCAUUGCUAUCUUUGUUGGAUUAACCGGAACUCUCGCCAUUUCAACUGGCGGGACGAACGCCGGAACCAAGCUCUCAGAGCACUGGUCUUGGGGUCUCGGAUCCAUGAUCGGGAUUUACCUUGCUGGUGGUGUCUCAGGUGCUCAUCUGAAUCCUGGAAUCUCCAUUGCACUCUGGAUCUUCCGUGGAUUCCCUGGCCGGAGAUGCUGCUUUUAUAUCAUAGCCCAAGUGCUCGGGGGUCUUACGGCCGCAGGUCUCGCGUAUUGCAUAUAUCGAGACUCCAUCAUCGCCUUUUCUCCUUCCGCGUCGGCUGGCACAUCUGGCCUUGGUUUCUAUACUGAACCCUUGAGCCACGUGAGUUCUGUGACUGCAUUCUUCACGGAAUUCUUGGCGGAUGCCAUCCUAGUUUGUGUCAUUUUUGCAAUGGGCGACGAUAGCAACGCUCCACCUGGUGCGGGUAUGCACUCUUUCGUCAUUGGAUUGGUGAUCUAUGUGCUGUGUAUCUGUCUUGGAUUCAACACAGGAGGAAUUUUGAACCCUGUCCGCGACUUUGGCCCACGGCUUGUCGCGCUCAUGGCUGGAUACGGAGGUGAAACAUUCACUGUCCGUGAUGCUUGGUGGUUCUGGGGUGGCGGGGUGGCUACUAUAAGUGGCUGCUUCUUCGGAGCCACCCUUUACGACACAUUCAUCUUCAUCGGCGGUGAAUCACCAAUCAACUACGCCCCUAGACGACGCAGAAGAGCCAAACUCAAGGAGGAACCAUUAUCAUCAUCAUCAGUGUCAGGAUAUAUUCGGGCAUGGGUUGGGGAUCACUCCACCCUCACUCUCAGAUCUAUCACCACUCACGCAGGAGUGGUCAUCUGUCUGAGUGACAACCGUUACGAGCUUUUUUGA
This is a messenger RNA of Penicillium salamii, 1551 nucleotides long. The record is from the annotation of a GenBank genome assembly. Lineage: Eukaryota; Fungi; Ascomycota; Eurotiomycetes; Eurotiales; Aspergillaceae.